AUGGGCACCACACCGACGAACAGCAACGGGGCCCAAUCAUCACUGCACAGCUUCUUCCAGCCCAAGGCGGCUUCCAGCGGCGGCCGGACGGCAAGCGACGCGGUCGACUUGACUGGCUCGCCGCCGCCCAAGCGGGCCAAGGUCGCGCCGACGCCGGCACAGGAGGCGCGCAUGAAGGCUAUCCAGUCGUCGUACUUCAAGCCCAAGGCUUCUCCCAAGCCCGUGCCGAGCUCAUCGCGCGAGCCCAGCGCCGCGCUCGAGACCUUCCGCCUUCCCCGCGGAGCAGCAGCAGCGGGCGCUGCGCCCGCCGGGGCAGCGUUCGGGAGCUACGCCGUGUCGGGGAGCGCGGUCCCGCGGUCCACCCAGACGGCGGAGCAGGAGCGCCGCAGCGAGGCGUGGCGCGCGCUCGCUGACGCCGGGGCCGUGCUCCCCCGCCGCCGGUCGCUAGCGCUCGACGAGGCCGCUGCCGCCGAGCUGCGCGGCGCGAUCAGCGGCGAGGGCGAGGGCACGCCCGACGUCGCGGACCCCGACGAGGCCGCCGCGGAGGAGGUUGGCACGUCCCUCCGUGCCAAGUAUGCCGCUGAGCCGCCCAAGCGCGGGCGCAAGAAGAAGGAGGUCGAGGUUGGGCCCAGUGGGCAGAGCUACACGCCCCUCGAGCGGCAGUUUAUGGAGAUCAAGGCCAAGAACGCCGACGUGCUGCUGCUUAUGGAGGUCGGGUACAAGUACAAGUUCCACGGGGACGACGCCAAGACGGCGUCCAAGGAGCUUGGCAUUGUGGCCUUCCCCAAUCGCAAUUUCUACACCGCGUCCAUUCCUGUUCACCGCCUGCAUAUCCACGUUAAGAAACUCAUCUCGCUCGGGUACAAGGUCGGCGUCAUCUCGCAGAUGGAGACGGCGGCGCUCAAGAAGGUCGGGGAUAACCGAAAUACGCCGUUCGUGCGGGAGCUCACUCACCUGUACACGGCUGCGACAUAUGUUGAAGAGUCAUCUGAGCAGUCGUCAACGCUGCGCGACGAACCUGUCCGCCCGGGCGGCGCCCCUCCGCCCACGAACACCCUCGUUGCCAUCGUGGAACAACCGCUCGGAGGCCUCGCGCGCGACGACCGCGUUCGUAUUGCCCUCGUCAGCGUCGUGCCGAACACUGGCGACGUGGUGUGGGACGAGUUUGACGACUCGGAAGUCCGCAGCGAGCUCGAGACGCGCUUGACCCACCUCCAGCCUGCCGAGCUCCUCUUGCCCGCCAACGGACUGAGCAAGGCGACAGAAAAGGUGCUCAAGCACGCGGCCGGCUCGUCGAGCAGCGCUAGUGUCAUUCGCGUGGAGAGGAUACACGACGUCAUGGAGUACAGUGCGGCGUUCGACUUUCUCACCACGUUCUACCGCAGAGGGAGCGACGUCGUCGACCUCGCUGCCGAGGACGGCGCGGACGUCGACAUGGAGGAGCAGAAUGGGACGCAGAGCGACUCGAUCACCCUCGCGUCUGGUUUACCUGCCGAGGAGGCGGUCCUCGCCUUGGUCGACUUUCCCAAGCAGAUCGUCGUGGCGCUGGCCGUCGCCGUUCGCUACAUGAAGGCCUUUGGCCUGCAGAGCGCGUUCCGACACCGCUCCUCAUUCACAAAGUUUAUCAACCGUGCCCACAUGCUGCUUUCCAGCAACACCCUCGUCAACCUCGAGAUCUAUCGCAACCAGACGGACGGAGGAGCAUAUGGCAGUUUGGUUUGGCGUACGUUCUUUUUGCUCUGCAGGGAUCAUGCUGACAGCUACCAGUUCUGGAUCAGUAUGUCUCCAGAUACGAUGCAGCUCACACCCAGAACCAAGACGAGAAUGGGCCGCCGACUGAUGCGCGAGUGGAUUGGGCGUCCACUGCUCGAUGUCAAUGCACUCCGCGCACGCCUCGAUGCCGUGGAGGAGAUCGUGUCCUGCAACACUUACUACAUGGAGAAGCUGCGCAGCCUUCUCGUCAACAUGCCAGACCUGGUGCGCGGCCUCACCCGCGUGCAGUAUGGCAAAGCGACGCCGACAGAGCUCGCGACCAUCCUCGUUGGCCUUGUGCGCGUCGCCUCGGAGUUCAAGCCGGACGACGGGGAAGGCAAGCCCUUCCACUCAGACAUGCUCAACAACAUCUUGACGACACUGCCGACCAUUGCUGAGCCUGCACGUGCCUUUCUCAACGCUAUCGACCUCAAGGCCGCCCGUGCCAACAACGAGGCGGACUUGUGGGCUGACCCCGACAAGUACCCCGAGAUUCAGGAUGCCAAGGAUUGCAUCAGCAUUUGCGAGAGCGAGCUUGCUCAACACCUCAAGGAUGUCCGCAAGGUUGUCAAGAAGCCUGCUCUAAACUACGUGACCGUGUCUGGGAUCGAGUAUCUUGUUGAAGUGCCACUACGUGACACCAAGCUCGUCCCUCCGAAAUGGGUCAAGAUUAGCUCGACGAAAGCCGUCUCACGCUUCCACACCCCAGAGAUCCUUCAAAUCAGAAUCAAGGAACGAGAGCAGCACAAGGAGACGCUGGCGGCGUCAGCGAAGCGCGCGUUCCAGUCGUUCCAGAGCGACAUCUCCGAGUGCCACCAGCUCGUCGUCGUCUCGCGCCUCAUCGCCGUCAUCGACUGCAUGAUCUCUCUUGCGUCCACUGCCAGUGGACCAGGAUACACUAAGCCCACCUUUGUCAGCGAACCCAGACUCUCAAUCAAGCAAGGGCGGCAUCCUAUGGUCGAGGCGCUCCGCGACCAGGCCUACGUGCCAUUCGACAUUGACUUUUCCGAGUCUGAAGGCCGGUCGAAGGUCAUCACGGGUCCGAACAUGGCCGGCAAGAGCAGCUGUGUCCGCGCUGCAGCGCUCAUCGUCUGCCUGGCGCAGAUCGGCUCGUUCGUCCCAGCCGAAGCAGCCACACUCGGGAUUCACGACGCCGUCCUGACUCGCAUGGGCGCGUCCGACGAUAUUGGCCGCGGGAAAUCCACGUUCAUGGUCGAACUCUCAGAGACGAGCGACAUCCUGCGCACCAUCACACCACGAACGCUCGUCAUCCUGGAUGAACUCGGCCGUGGCACAAGCACGUUUGAUGGCGUGGCAAUCGCCUAUGCCACGCUCGCACACCUCGCACAGGCAGGCUGCAACUCGCUGUUCGUCACGCACUACCCGCUGGUCGCGGAGCAGCUCGCCGCAGAGUUCCCGGACCAAGUGAGCAACUGGCACAUGGCGUUCGACGAGCGGCGCGCACCAGACGGCCACGCAGAGAUCACCUUCCUGUACCACCUGAAACGCGGCCUCGCCGAGGCGUCGUUCGGCGUGUGGUGUGCCCGUCUCGCUGGCCUCCCGGCCUCCAUCCUCGACCGCGCCCAGUCGCGCGCCGACGACCUCAAGCGCGAGACGGAUAACCGCUCCGCUGCGGCUCUCGCGCGGCGCGCCAAAGUCCUGCUUGAUGACCUCGCGUCGCCGAACCCAACACCUGCAAGUGUCCUCCGCCACGCAGAGAUGCUUGCCACUGCUCUCGCCAUCGUGCGAUAG
This is a messenger RNA of Vanrija pseudolonga, 3504 nucleotides long. It is a transcript of the gene MSH3, whose product is annotated as DNA mismatch repair protein MSH3. The transcript is spliced from 16 exons. Bases 1 to 3504 code for a protein of 1167 amino acids. Gene Ontology annotation, cellular component: nucleus. Lineage: Eukaryota; Fungi; Basidiomycota; Tremellomycetes; Trichosporonales; Trichosporonaceae. The record is from RefSeq and is a predicted model, not a curated record. Gene Ontology annotation, molecular function: mismatched DNA binding; ATP-dependent DNA damage sensor activity; ATP binding. Gene Ontology annotation, biological process: mismatch repair; mitotic recombination.